Messenger RNA from Carassius auratus (goldfish), 4900 nucleotides. RefSeq names its product myogenesis regulating glycosidase (gene myorg). Lineage: Eukaryota; Metazoa; Chordata; Actinopteri; Cypriniformes; Cyprinidae. Bases 240 to 2297 code for a protein of 685 amino acids. Gene Ontology annotation, biological process: skeletal muscle fiber development; carbohydrate metabolic process. The transcript is spliced from 4 exons. Gene Ontology annotation, molecular function: hydrolase activity, hydrolyzing O-glycosyl compounds. The record is from RefSeq and is a predicted model, not a curated record.
UCAAUUUCCCAGAGUUGCAGAGUUUGUGUGAAGAGCGAGUCGCUAAAUAAACUCCUCCCAUAUUAAGACGAGGAGUUCAACGUCUUGAACUGUUCGAGGGAACAUGUCAACAGGACACGAAACCAACAGUCUUCGAGCUGCUGAGUACGGCCUGCAAGGGAUGGUGAACAAGAGGAAAAUACUACACUGAGAGAAGAAAAAUGGAUGCAUGAUUCCAUUUUGCACAAAUUUAACUCAGAAUGUACCAAGUAGUCCCAGGAGGAGCAGGAGGAACAAUUACAGAUGGCGGGCCCAUCAAGAAGAAAGACAAGGACAGUCGCCCUCUGGUGGGGGCUGGAGUUAUUGGUGCGAUUCUGGUUAUUGCAGCAGUGACUGCAUGGUGCUACUAUAUUGCCUCCCUUCGUAAAGCUGACCUGCUGAAGACAGAAUUGCUUGAUCUGAAUAAGGAUGGCUUUCUCAUCCGUAACCAGGCUGGGGGGAUUGUCCUGAAGAUGGGUUUCAGAUCUGGCACACUUGAUCUCGACUCCUGCUCAAAGGAGGGAGUGAUCCUUCGUUGUUCGCGUUCGUUUGCUGGCAAGGUGAACUUCUUCAUUAUGACUGUGAAACCAAAAGAGACGGUGGUGUGUUACCGUGUGCGUUGGGAAGAGUUGGAGUCAGACCGACCUGUGCAACAUGCCAUGUACUACAAUGAAUCGCACUGGUAUGGUGGUGCUGAGACUGCUGUUCAGCAUUGGCCUAUUGCCAUCUCAGGCCAGCAGGCACCCAAACCUUUUGUCACUAGUGACGUGUACUCCAAUCGACAUGACUUCGGUGGCAUCCUGGAGCGCUACUGGCUUUCGUCCAAUGCAACUGCCAUUAAGAUCAAUGACUCUGUGCCCUUUCACCUGGGCUGGAAUGAUACAGAGAAAACCAUGUACUUUCAGGCACGAUAUCAGAACAGUCCAUACAAACCAGCACCUGGAAGACCUCCCUAUGCUGAGCUUAGUUACAGAGUCUGCGUUGGCCCAGAUGUGACCUCUAUCCACAAGGUCAUGGUUCGUCGAUACUUCCCCAAACCCAACAAAGUGCCUGCCAAAGAAAUGUUCCGGCACCCAAUAUGGUCCACCUGGGCUUUACAUAAGACUGACAUCGACCAGGAAAAGCUUUUAACUUAUGCAGAGAAUAUACGCAAACAUGGUUUUAACUGUAGCCACUUAGAACUUGAUGAUCGUUAUACUAGUAAAUACGGGGAGUUUGAAUUUGAUACCCACAAGUUCCCAAAUGCUUCUGCCAUGUUUCAAAAGCUCAAGGCAGAUGGCUUCCUGAUAUCCCUGUGGACGCAUCCCUUUGUGAAUUAUGAUUCUGCUAAUUUUGGGCCAUGUGUACAGAAAGGCAUGUUCGUGAUGGAGCCAACAGGCCAACUUCCUGCAUUGGUUAAGUGGUGGAAUGGCAUCGGUGGAAUCCUCGAUUUUACCAAUCCAGAAGCUCGCAACUGGUUCACGUCCCAUCUUCGCUCUUUACGCCAAAAAUAUGGCAUUUCUUCCUUCAAGUUGGAUGCAGGCGAGACAAGCUACUUGCCCUGGCAGUUCAGAACUCGAGUCCACCUCCCGGACCCAAGCACCUUCACUCGCCGCUACACCGAAAUGGCCAUUCCUUUCAACGAACGUGCUGAACUUCGGUCCGGCUACAGCUCUCAGAAUAUCUCCUGUUUUUUCCGUCUAAUUGACCGGGACUCUGUGUGGGGCUAUGAACUUGGCCUCAAGUCCCUGAUUCCAACUGUCCUCACCAUUAGCAUCCUGGGCUACCAGUUUAUCUUGCCAGACAUGAUUGGAGGCAAUGCAUAUCCCAAUCGUACCGAUGGAAACGGCAAGCUACCAGACCGUGAGCUCUAUAUUCGGUGGCUGGAGCUGUCUGCUUUCAUGCCCUCCAUGCAGUUCUCCAUUCCUCCAUGGGAGUAUGAUGAUGAAGUGGUGGCUAUCGCUCAACGGUUCACUGAACUACAUGAGACACUGGUGGCUCCCAGGGUCAUAGAACUGGCUGGAGAAGUUCUGGACACUGGGGACCCCAUAAUUCGCCCAUUAUGGUGGAUCGCCACCAGUGAUGAAACGGCUUAUAGAGUUGACUCACAGUUUUUGAUAGGAGAUGACUUGAUGGUGGCACCAGUACUGGAGCCGGGCAAACAAGAAAGGGAUAUCUAUUUACCUGCUGGACGCUGGAAAAGUUACAAAGGAGAACGAUUUGACAACAAAGAGCCAAUACAUCUAACAGAUUAUCCAGUUGAUCUUGAUGAAAUUGCUUACUUUGAAUGGGUUCAGUAAGACUUAUGGCAAGCAUCUGGAGUUUUGAGUUUUGAUUUUUUUUUCUUCAGGGAAAUUAACUAAAGUUAUUCAUUCAGGGUUUAAAUUUUACAAUAUAAAACAGGACUGUUUAAAGGGAGAGUUCACUCAAAAAUGAAACUUUGAUGUUUAUCUGCUUACCCCCAGGGCAUCCAAGAUGGUGACUGUGUUUCUUCAGUAGAACACAAACAAAUAUUUUUAACUCAAACCGUUGCAUUCUGUCAGUCAUUUAAUGGAACUGAAUGGCAAUCACAGCUUAAAAAAUACACAAACAAACCCAAAUCAAACCCUGCGGCUCGUUACGAUACAUAGAUGUGUAAAGACACAAAACGAUCAGUCUGUGCAAGAAACUGAACCACAUUUAUAUUGUUUUUUUUUUUUUUUUUUUUUACUUCUGAUUCACCACAAUGUCUGAACUAUCCUGAGCGUGUUCUCAACAGCUGGUGAGUGACUGGUCAUCGUCUUCUUCUUGCUUUAUGGUGGAUCGCAGACUUUAAGUGCAUUACAGCCACCUAUUUCUCAAAUGGACCAUUGACACUUGAGUGACUGUUCAAUUUCUCACACUGACCAAUCGUUUUGUGUCUUCACGCAUCAAUGAAUCGUCACAAGCAGCAGGGUUUAAUUUGGUUUUGUGUAUGCUUUUUUGACUCUCAAAGCUGAGAUUCCCAUUCAGUUCCAUUAUAUGACUUCUGGACUACAAUGGUUUCAGUUAGAAAUCUUUGUUUGUGUUCUACUGAAGAAACAAAGUCACCUACAUCUUGGAUGCCCUGGGGGUAAGCAGAUAAACAUAAUUUUUUUUUUUUGGGGGGUGAACUAUCCCUUUAAGAAGUAAGCUUCCGUUAGCACAUUCUGACAUUCUUCAUCAGCUUGGCUGUGAUGUUUUGUGCCAUCACAAUUAAAUAUGCAUUCGAUAUCUGAAGCUAAUGUCUUAACCCGUGCCUUGCAUUUAAACAGUGAAUGUCUUUGAGAUAAAACCUUGACACAAUUAAGCUUUUAUAUAUGCAUCUUGCCAAAUAAACUAACUUUAAGGAUGCUAAGGAUGUAUUAAUGGGCUGUGACAGGUAAUUUUGCACAAUGCAUGCUUUGUGUUCUCUAAUCUGCAUUUUUUUUUAACAAGGGAAAUUUUACCAAUACUGUACAUAAGUCUUCCUCUUGCAAAGCAUAGAAUAUUAAUUACUUUUCAAAUGUUCUUCUCAUGUUCUUAAAAUCAACAAUUUUGCUAGUGCAUUUAAAACAGUGUAUGUUUUUUUUUAUGACUGCAAGCAGUAGCAGUGCUGCACUUCAGUAAAGUCAGGUCAUGCAUGCAGCACAUUUGUUCAUAAUCUGUCCUACUCUUGUCUCGUAAGCACCAAUACUUGAUAUAAUCAAAUUAGAAGUUUGUAUGUGUAAUGAGUGCUUGUGGCUGCAUUGGAAUUGACCAGCAGUCUUUUUUUACUCUACUUGCUAUGUAGUGCCAAAUACAGUACAUCACCAACAGACCUUGUUCAAGCAUAACUGCCACAUUUACAGAAUCAUUUCCUUCCACAUAAAAAACAGUUUGUCUUUCAUAUGAAAUCGAUGUGUGCUGCUCACGUUGUUUUGAAUAUUAUGCUGUGCUGUCUAAUUUUUGUGUUUCGCAAUAAGGGCACAACACUAAAUGCUUAGUCAGUUGAUCUUUAUCAGAUUAUAUUUUUUGCUGUGCAAGGGUCACCUUUGUGUUUGUUUAACGCUCUUCCAGCAGGCUGACAAUCAACUCCCACUGCAAGCUUUUUCUAAUCUACAACCUUCAAGCUUAUUUUUAGCUAUUCUCACACAACUGUGAAAGCACACUCAUCUACUCUGGUGAAACAAUGAAUCUGUCAAGCAAAGUGUCUGCUCUAAAAGUAGCUACAGAGUACGUAUAGACAUAUGGCAGCUGCCUUUCCAGUACUCGUGUACCUCAAAUAACCAUUUAGUGUUGCCUCAUGGUAUUUUAAUAUCUUUUCUGAGGAGAUGCAUUUGGGGUGAUUUUCUUUACUGGGACUAUAUGCUUGUGGAUUUUUCACUGUUGGAGAUCUUGUUAAUAGGCCCCUGACAGUGUGGGGCCCCUGGUUGACCUAAACAGACUAUAGACUGCUGAUGUUCCAGAAACUCACCAGAGCAUAGCCACCGUCAGCUUUCCACAGACUGGAAUUUCAUGUGUUUUUUUUUUUUGUCAUAAAGAUUGAUAUUGUGUUAACAUAAAUUCCCAGAAGAAAAAAUGCUUUGUUUGUACAUCUCAUAGACUUUGUCUGUGUGUGUGUUCCUUCACAGUCAUCUGUGUGUAGCUGUCAAUAUGUAUGACAAUAUGCAAAAUGUUUGUAUUUUAAAACAAACAGUAGUGAGUGAAAGUAUUUCUUCAUUUUGUGCACAAAACUGCAUUUCACAUGCCCUGGUUUGACCAGCUGCACUGAACAGAGUAUCGUUCUCCAGAGCAUCACAGGAGGGCAGUGUUCACCUGCUUUUAUAAUGUGUUGACAUGGCACAAGAAAAUCCUGUAUUUAUUUCACUUAUUUUUCUCUCAUUGAAUAUAAUUAGUCUGAUAUUGAAGUAAAAUGGUACCAUUAAACUUUUGACCUCUUUCAAGA